UAUUGAUGUAUUGUUUUGGAAGUAUUUCGGUUCCGUGAUCACUCCCACACUCUUAAAAGUCCAAAUAACAAGCUUUUAGAAUGGCUUUUUUCUAUUCAACAAACAUUAGACUGCAAUCUCCAAAGCUUCCAAUAUUCGAUUACUUUCAUAUUUCCAUCCUUUUCUUAUUGUUGAUCCCAUCUGCAAAUCCAUUGUCCUUCAACUUUUCCGGUUCUGAUCAGAGCACCAGGGACAUCAUACGCCUGGAAGGACAUGCAGCCAUCUCCUAUAAAGACAUCGAUUUCACCGAAAACCUAAGCAUCAAUAAUGCUAGCUGUGGUCGAGCCUCGUUCAAAAACCCGGUGCACCUCUACGACAAUGCAACAGGUAACCUAACAGAUUUUAGCACUAAUUUCUCCUUUUCCAUUACCAGAACAGAUCAAGAAUUCCUAAUUGCCGAAGGUCUGGCCUUUUUCCUGGCUCCCAGUGGUUCCAACCUCCCUGUUGAUUCCAGUGGUGGAGCACUUGGUCUUGUUAGAUAUAGCCAAAUGGAAGACAACACAAAAAAUCAAAUUAUUGCUGUGGAGUUUGAUACUUUUGGAAACGUGUUUGAUCCAGUGCCUUACUCUGAAAACUUAAGUCGUCCAAUGUAUCAUGUAGGCAUUGAUAUCAACUCCGUCAAAUCUGUGACGACCGCUAAUUGGACCAGUAAUGAUAUCGGUAGUGGGAAUAUUACUUGGGUUUUGAUUAACUACAACUCAAGUACAAAGAACUUGAGUGUUACAUGGACGUAUUCUGACAACCCAACUUCUAGCCUGUUUUAUAUAAUUGAUCUGAGAAAGUACUUACCGGAAUGGGUUACCAUUGGGUUUUCUAGUUCCACGGGUCAGCUUAAAGAAAUAACUUCAGUACAUUCCUGGAACUUUUAUUCGAGUUUAGAAGUAGAGGAGUCUAAUUCUACUUCAGAGAUCCCAAAAGCAAGCAAGACAGAUAAGAGAGGGUUGAUCAUUGGAUUGGUUGUCGGUGCAAGUAGUGCCUUGAUCGGUGUGGUUUGGCUUGUCCUGUGGAUAAAGAAGAAGAGAGAUGUUACUGAAGAAGAGGAUGAAAUGGUGCUUGAUGAUUCAAUGAAUGAUGAGUUUGAACAGGGAACUGGACCUAAGAGGUUUUUGUACAGUGAAUUGGCCCGAGCAACAGAUAACUUUGCUGAGGAUCAAAAGCUUGGAGAAGGAGGAUUUGGAGGAGUUUAUAAAGGGGUUUUAAGCUAUCUCAACUUGGAUAUUGCUGUUAAAAGAGUAUCCCAAAAGUCUAAACAAGGGAUAAAGGAGUAUGUGUCUGAGGUGAAGAUCAUUAGUCGAUUACGACACAAAAACUUGGUGCAACUUGUUGGUUGGUGCCACCAACGAAAAGAGUUCGUCCUCGUAUACGAGUUCAUGCCUAAUGGGAGCCUUGACACUCAUCUCUUUGGACGACAAGCGUUGUUGACAUGGGAAAGAAGGUACAAUAUUGCUCUGGGCUUGGCAUCUGCAUUAUUCUAUCUGCACGAAGAAUGGGAACAAUGUGUCGUGCAUAGAGAUAUUAAGUCAAGCAAUGUGAUGUUGGAUUCUGAUUUCAAUGCAAAACUUGGGGAUUUUGGGCUGGCUAGGCUUGUAGACCAUGGGAAAGGGUCACAAACAACAGUUUUGGCUGGAACUAUGGGUUACAUGGCUCCUGAAUGUGUUAUAACAGGGAAAUCUAGUAAAGAAUCGGAUGUUUACAGCUAUGGAAUUGUUGCUUUGGAAAUUGCUUGUGGAAGGCGGCCUAUUGAACCAUGUGUUGAAGCAAGCAAGAUAAGGUUGGUAGAAUGGGUGUGGGAACUCCAUGGGAGAGGAAAGAUUCUUGAAGCUGUGGACUCAGGGCUUUUAGAAAUGGGUUUUGAUGAGAAACAAAUGGAGUGUUUGAUGGUUGUUGGACUAUGGUGUGCUCACCCAGAUUGCAACUUUCGACCUUCCAUAAGGCAAGCGAUUCAGGUGCUUAGUUUUGAGGCACCAUUGCCCACUCUCCCAUCUAAGAUGCCUGUCCCAACUUAUUGUGCCCCCCCACUGAUGAAUGUUGGUGAUGAUUCAUCUGGUGGUUUGUUUUCUUCCGCUGCUUCUCCUUCUACAUCCCUUUUGUACCCUCGUUAAGUAGAAGUGUUCUGUCUGGCUUUGCCUUGUUCAAUAUAUUUGUUCUUUUUCUGUUUUGUUUUGGAAGGGAAUGCAUAGCAUGCAUGGAUUGUAAUAUUUUGUAGUUCUAAUUUCCUUAGAUGUUAUGUUUUACCUGAAAUUUUGUUUGUAGGAAAUAUUUUGUAGUUUUAAUUUCUUUGUAAGCGAUGCCAGAACUCGCAGAUCUCCUAGUCCGUCAUUUGCUCCAUCGGUGAUCGUUCUCACCAUCUGAGAGCUAA
Nelumbo nucifera (sacred lotus) is the source of this 2398-nucleotide messenger RNA. The record is from RefSeq and is a predicted model, not a curated record. NCBI's taxonomy places the organism in Eukaryota, Viridiplantae, Streptophyta, Magnoliopsida, Proteales, Nelumbonaceae.